This is a messenger RNA of Ictidomys tridecemlineatus (thirteen-lined ground squirrel), 2479 nucleotides long. RefSeq names its product serpin B9. NCBI's taxonomy places the organism in Eukaryota, Metazoa, Chordata, Mammalia, Rodentia, Sciuridae. Gene Ontology annotation, biological process: negative regulation of endopeptidase activity. Gene Ontology annotation, molecular function: serine-type endopeptidase inhibitor activity. The record is from RefSeq and is a predicted model, not a curated record. Gene Ontology annotation, cellular component: cytoplasm.
UUCCCAGAUCUAAUCAGGCCCGAUAAAAGGUCUCUGGGAGUGCAGAGGCCCCAGAGUGGAUCUGAGAGAGGCACAGCUGUAGAUCCUGGUCCUGUGAUUCAGAAGUCAGCACAAGGUUAGCAGCACUGAGACCUGAAGGAGAGACUGUGUGGAAGGUGGCAGACCCUGCAUCAUGGAUUCUCUUUCAAAAGCAAAUGGCACCUUUGCCAUCCAGGUUUUGAAGAUGCUGUGUCAAGACAGACCUUCACAAAAUGUGUUUUUUUCUCCCCUGAGCACCUCCUCUGCCUUGGCCAUGGUCCUCCUGGGGGCAAAGGGGAACACCAAGAUCCAGAUGGCUCAGGCAAUGUCUUUAAACACAGAGGAAGACAUCCAUAAGGGCUUCCAGAUGCUUCUCACCCAAGUGAACAAGCCUGGCUCAAAGUAUUUGCUUACAACAGCCAACAGACUCUUUGGAGAGAAGACCUGUGAUUUCCUCUCAACUUUUAAGGAGUCCUGUCUUCAGUCCUACAACACAGAGCUGGAGCUGCUGUCCUUUGCUGAAGCUACAGAGAAGUCCAGGGAGCAUAUAAAUACUUGGGUCUCAAAAGAGAUGGAAGGUAAAAUUCCAGAGUUGCUACCAAAGAACUCAAUUGAUGAGCAGGCCAGGCUGGUUCUUGUUGAUGCCAUCUACUUCAAAGGAACAUGGGAUGAGCCAUUUGACAAAUCACAUGUGUGUGAAAUGCCUUUCCUAAUAAAUCAGGAGGAGUCAAGGCCAGUGCAGAUGAUGUGUCAGAAAGCCAAUUUUAACUACAUCUACAUCAGUGAGGCCCAGACACAGGUGUUGGAGCUGCCCUAUGCUGGCAAGACGCUGAGCAUGAUCAUCCUGCUCCCAGAUGAGGAUGUGGGCCUCAGUGUGGUGGAAAAUAGCCUUACUUUUGAGAAAUUCCUAGACUGGACCGAGGCAGCAUCUUUGCAGAAUAUUAAAGUGGAAGUUUUCAUUCCAAGAUUUAAACUGCAGGGGGAUUACAUCAUGGAGUCUGUGCUUCAGCGUCUGGGAAUGGUUGAUGUCUUCCAAGAGGGCCAGGCUGACUUGUCUGCAAUGUCAACUAAGACAGACCUGUGUCUGUCCAAGUUUGUGCACAAGAGUAUCUUGGAAGUGAAUGAGGAAGGCACUGAGGCUGUGGCGGGCUCACAUAUACUUGAUGUGGAUGCCUGCUUUUCAUAUUUACCAUAUUUCAAUGCUGAUCACCCCUUCCUUUUCUUUAUCAGGCAUAACGAAACUAACACUCUUCUGUUCUGUGGCAGAUUCUCAUCUCCCUAAGGGUUGUACUUCCCCACCAUGAAAAAUUUCCUUCUUUCCAUGUCCCCAAGUUCCCACUACAGUUCAUAAGGAUGGACCUUUAGGUGAAAACCAAGUAGGAAGAUAAGGGCAGCAUCCUAAGCCUUCUUAACAACUUGAUCUUAUUUGAUCUCAUGAUGCACACACUCAGCUGUCCCCACACUGCCCACUCACUGUACCACAGAACCAGGUCAUGGCCAAUAGGCUGUCCUGAUUCCCUGUUGUAUUAGGAUGAGUGCAGUACAGAUGCCUAGGAUAGCUUGCAAACUUUCCCCAGAUGGCCCCAAACACAUUUCCCAGUCAUUCCACAUGCAAUUCCUUCUACUUAUCCUGUGCUUUCCUGUAUUUUAAACUUGUCAUACACCUGCCUUAGCUAAAUGCCACAAUAGUAAUAAAUGCUGGUAUAUACUGUUACUAUUAUUCAAGUUUAAAGGAAAACCAAGUUUUAGUCUGGAGGUGUGUCUCAGUGGUAGAGCACUUUCCUAGCAUAUGUGAGGCUCUAGGUUUGGCCCUGAGCACCACAAAAAUUAAAAUAAAUAAAUAAAGAUAUUGUGUUCAUCUACAACUAAAAAAACACUUCAAUACACAUUUUAGUUUUGUCUAUCUUUGACAUUCACCCUUCAUCAUUCACCACAUAUAUGCUAAGAAUUACAAUAGAUAAUAGGGUCACAACUGAACAGAGUCAUAGUCCUUUGAUAUCUGCUCUUUAAUGUGUGUUCUUAAUUUAUAUAGAGUUUAUGACAACCAGAUUGGACAAUUGAAUAGCUUUGAACUGCCAUAUACCCCCCUUGCAGCUAGGAUACCUUGCCUGGUGGUAUUGUGCCUCAGUCUGGCUAGGAACAAAAUCAUGAGCCACUGAAGCAGGAACAAACUUUAUUUCUGAACUCCACCAGCACGCUCCACACAUGCUCCCAGGAAAAAUGCCAAAUGCCAUGCCACGUGGCUCCUCCUGGGACACACUACACCAACAGGAAAAUCCCUCCUCCGGAAUUCCCUCCUACCGCACUUCCCCAACCAAUGGGAACUCUCUGGGAGUCCCGCACAAGAGCUCCAAAGUAACAGGCCUAGGCAGACAGCAGGGGUCUAAUCUCCAAUUGAAUGCACAUCUUAACAUAAUCAUUAUCAUCUCAAUGGCUUGCUGGGGUCACCUUCCAACCAAAA